Suillus clintonianus is the source of this 1002-nucleotide messenger RNA. RefSeq lists its product as uncharacterized. Bases 1 to 1002 code for a protein of 333 amino acids. Lineage: Eukaryota; Fungi; Basidiomycota; Agaricomycetes; Boletales; Suillaceae. The record is from RefSeq and is a predicted model, not a curated record. The transcript has a single exon.
AUGGCUUACUCCUCCCCGGAGAAUAUGAGGCUCGCAGCAACUAUGUUCGCGUUCGCUGCUAUUCCCAAAUUCUGCGAAGUCCACUCCCCUGGAUAUGAUCUAUAUGACCUCUCCUUCGGAAUUAUACCCACAGAACAUCAUCUCCACAAGCACAUCUCCUCGUAUCCCACAUUCCACAAUAGCCCUGAGGCGUCCUUGUCUAGUCACCCUCACGAGUCAUCUCGCGAUUUUGGUGCUCAGCAACAGGAUCUCUUCCAAUCACAGUGUCUGUAUGAACAGACAAAGGCAGUCAAUGUCCUUCUUGAUUGUUGGCCUUGCGAUUCCGUCCCUAGGCGCGCACUGGAGUGUCUCAGCAGUGCUCGAUAUGACAAGCCCAACCUCACAGCUACCCUUGAAAAACUAUAUUCGAACUGCUAUCACAAUCAUCGUCUGAAGAUAUAUUUAGAUCAAGUGCAGAGUGUACUUGACGAAGCGAGACAAACCCUCACGCCACCCGUCAACUCGAAGCAACCAUACGCAUUUACUCCAAGCAACUCAACUGUUGUAUCAGUUGUCACCACUGUCCUUACCGAACACUUGUUCAAAAAGCCCGCCCCCGUUAUUACAUUACUUUCGGAUCCAAUCACACAUCCUGAAAGUCCUGUCUCACUGACCGACAAUUAUUCUGGUGGCAGGCGUGAUUCGACUCUACUGAAGCACGUCAUCUCUUUCUUGCGAUCUCGACCUUCAUCCGACAAAUUUGGUCGCCAGUAUGCUGAAGAUCUAGAUGACAGCAGAACCAAUCUGGAUAAUGAACAAUCACCCAUCUCCCCGAGCCCAAUCCCAACAGUCGACACGUUACAACAUCACCUUGCACGUUGUAAUGAGCUCUAUAGCAACACUUUGCGCAGCUUGGAAGAACACCUAGCUCCCUCAGAUGUGACAGAGUGGAGUUUGUUCAACUCUGGGCAAUGGCCACGUAUUACCGUUUCAUGCUCGGGCUUCUCGCCUCCGUGUCAAUGA